ACCUAACCCAGUGCAGUUUAGCACACACCCCCCAGUGCAAGUUAGCACACUCCCCCCCAGUGCAAGUUAGCACACACCCCUAAGCGCAGGUUAAAACGCUGAACAAAAAUUUCGCAAUAGCCUCUUUCGUUUCCAAACAGCUACUUCCUUCCUCCUCCGAUAAUGGCGGCCACCACGUCGUGUUCUCAGGCUAUCUCCGCCACCUCUGAAAUCAAAACCAAACCGAUCACUACCAGAAGCUUUCCCAUCACCAACCUCGCACUCCAAUCUUCCAAACUCACUUCCAAAACCCUAACUCUUCGCCGAUCCACCGGCAUCGUCGCCUCAUCCCUCUCCUCUCGCACGGUGUCAGUGCCAGCGAUCCAAAUCCCCGCCUCACUCGAUUUCAACACGUCGCUUUUCAAGAAAGAAAAAGUCAACCUCGCCGGACACGAAGAGUUUAUCGUGAGAGGUGGCAGAGAUUUAUUCCAUUUGUUGCCAGAUGCUUUCAAAGGGAUUAAGCAGAUUGGUGUUAUCGGCUGGGGAUCACAGGGACCGGCUCAAGCUCAAAACCUAAGGGACUCACUUGUUGAAGCAAAUUCUGAUAUUGUGGUUAAGGUUGGACUGAGGAAAGGUUCUAGUUCCUUUGCUGAAGCACGAGAUGCUGGGUUUUCUGAAGAAAAUGGGACUCUGGGUGACAUAUGGGAAACUAUCUCGGGCAGUGAUCUUGUGUUGCUUUUGAUUUCUGAUUCUGCUCAGGCAGAUAAUUAUGAAAAGAUAUUUUCGCACAUGAAGCCAAACAGCAUCCUUGGGCUGUCCCAUGGGUUUCUUCUCGGGCAUUUACAGUCUUUGGGACUUGAUUUUCCGAAGAACAUUAGUGUAAUUGCUGUGUGCCCAAAAGGUAUGGGUCCAUCUGUGAGGAGGCUGUAUGUACAAGGCAAAGAGAUAAACGGGGCUGGAAUUAAUUCAAGUUUUGCAGUCCACCAAGAUGUGGAUGGAAGAGCUACUGAUGUUGCUUUAGGGUGGUCUGUUGCUCUUGGUUCUCCAUUCACUUUUGCCACUACCUUGGAGCAGGAAUACAAAAGUGAUAUCUUUGGGGAGAGAGGCAUUUUACUUGGCGCUGUUCAUGGAAUUGUGGAAUCCUUAUUUAGGAGAUACACUGAAAAUGGAAUGGCCGAAGAUCUGGCUUAUAAAAACACCGUUGAGAGUAUAACAGGAAUUAUAUCUAAAACCAUCUCCACUAAGGGAAUGCUAGCUGUAUACAAUGCUUUAUCGGAAGAUGGGAAAAAGGAAUUUGAGAAAGCUUACAGUGCUGCUUUUUAUCCCUGCAUGGAAAUUUUGUACGAGUGCUACGAGGAUGUAGCCAGUGGCAGUGAGAUUCGUAGUGUUGUUCUGGCUGGGCGUCGAUUUUAUGAGAAAGAAGGUCUACCUGCAUUUCCCAUGGGUAAAAUUGAUCAGACCCGCAUGUGGAAGGUUGGUGAGCGUGUCCGAUCUACAAGACCAGCAGGUGAUCAAGGCCCACUAUAUCCUUUUACAGCUGGUGUCUUUGUGGCAUUGAUGAUGGCCCAGAUUGAGGUCUUGAGACGAAAAGGACAUUCCUACUCUGAAAUCAUUAACGAGAGUCUUAUUGAGGCGGUUGAUUCUUUGAAUCCAUUCAUGCAUGCUCGAGGUGUUUCUUUCAUGGUCGACAAUUGUUCAACCACUGCUAGGUUGGGUUCAAGGAAAUGGGCUCCACGAUUUGAUUACAUCCUAACCCAACAAACCUUUGUAGCAGUGGACAAUGAUGCACCUAUUAACGGUGACCUAAUCAGCAACUUCAUAUCAGACCCAGUGCAUGGUGCCAUUGAAGUUUGUGCUGAAUUGAGACCUACAGUAGACAUUUCUGUGCCAGCUGAUGCAGACUUUGUUCGACCAGAGUUGCGCCAAUCCAACAAUUAGAACACGAAGCAAAUAUGGCGUUUACUCUGCCAAAUAUUUACUGAUUGCUCAGUAGAAUAGUUUUCUUCUUAGUUCUGUUUUCCCUGUUCUGUUUUUAUGACCGAGUGCUAGUAUGCAUGUUGUAUUACGAUUUUAUAGUUGUAGUUUGUAACACUAAGUAAUGCAAACUAGGAAUGUUGGUCGAUGUCCUAUUUAAUAUUAGUUUAAGUUAAUAAAGCAUGCCGCACAAGUUUAAGGCGGAUUAUUAA
Messenger RNA from Trifolium pratense (red clover), 2165 nucleotides. Its product is annotated as ketol-acid reductoisomerase, chloroplastic-like. Gene Ontology annotation, cellular component: chloroplast; mitochondrion. Lineage: Eukaryota; Viridiplantae; Streptophyta; Magnoliopsida; Fabales; Fabaceae. The coding region runs from base 163 to 1917 and encodes 584 amino acids. The record is from RefSeq and is a predicted model, not a curated record. Gene Ontology annotation, molecular function: ketol-acid reductoisomerase activity. The transcript has 10 exons. Gene Ontology annotation, biological process: L-valine biosynthetic process.